Messenger RNA from Lepisosteus oculatus (spotted gar), 6612 nucleotides. The record is from RefSeq and is a predicted model, not a curated record. Lineage: Eukaryota; Metazoa; Chordata; Actinopteri; Semionotiformes; Lepisosteidae.
CUGUUUCCUGGAUCUAGUGAGGAUCAAUUUACAACCUUGAGAUACCGCCAUUCGCAAAACAUAUUUUACGUUUUGGUGGCACCUGAAGUUCUUGGGGAUAUUAAGACAGAAGCACCGAGACUGGAGAGGAAAAGACGACUAAAUAGCAAUCUUAUACAUGUUUCUUUUUAAGGCAUGUUUGCGGACAGCUAUGUUUGGGUCCAGGCGAAUUGAUCAGUGGGGUGUUUUAUAUUUUGACACGGCAAUGGCUAGCUGACCUUCCUGCAUUUUGCUUUAUGUUGUCUUUGUUGGUGGUUGUUCUGUUUUUAUGUUUAUAGUUUUGGAGAAUGAAACAUUUACUUGUAGCAGUCAUUUGUGAAUGUGACACUGUGGGAGCCGGAAUGUAUAUAUAAUUAACUUAAAAGAGCUUAGGAAGUCUAAGGUUCUAGCGGUGGACUGCACAACGGAAUUAUUUUGAAUUAGCAUGCUAGUUAGACAGAUUGGCACAGAAUGCUGUAACGUCGUUAGCUCUUUUACUCCGAUACUGUACCUUCCCUUACCUCAGAUCCGCUCUAAAAGAGCGGAGCACUGUCGGGAUUCUGUGCUGUAACUGAAGAAUGCAGAUGCCGCAUGAGAUAUUCUAGGUGCCUUAUUGUGAAUUACAGUAAUCAUAUGUGUUUAUCACAAGCACAGUUUUCACGGUAUUUACGCAUCCUGCCAGAUCGCCUUUUCUUGUGGCUUUUCUUAGUUUCUGCAAUUUCGCAAAGGAAUUUGCUGCUUCGCGGACUGCUUGCAUUGUCACUUUUAAGGGUUCCCGUUAAGUUUAUGGUAAUUGUGAGGUGCGCGACUUUUCCAACACCAGAUUUUACUUGGCCUUUUUUUUGUUGUUAGAUUUGCUUUAGAGGUCAGAUCUCAAAGUGGUGUUUAUAUCGGUGCUGCGGUAUCGCAAUAUGCUACCUGUUUUAAACUAUAUAGCCAUGCAACUACCUCACGGUGAUUUGUGGAAAGUGUGCUUGGACUACCUCACUCGACCCUGUGCUGUGAUCCUCGGUGCUGUUACUGCCUUCAUUUAUUCCGUCUGGGGAUGUGAGGGCCAGACACCGAUCCUGGUGUGUGGCGAUGGCUUCCGUGCCUUCCUGGAGCGACACUGCCCUGUGGUGGCUGAGCGAUUCAUACCCACACCCUGGUGCUGGGGAGGCCGUCUUCAGACCGUGACCCGUGUCUUCAUCAAAUCCAGCCCUCCCAUCAGCUACAGGAAUGAGCUGAUCCGGACAGUGGAUGGUGGUCAGAUCUCUUUGGACUGGGUUGACAACCUGGAGAGUGCUGUCUUCCCAGACUGUGGUCUGAGGCCCACAGUGCUAAUUCUUCCAGGCCUGACUGGGAACAGCCGGCAGACGUACAUCCUUCAUGCAGUGAGUCAGGCCACACGCCGGGGUUACAGAACUGUGGUGUUUAACAACAGAGGCUUCGGGGGUGAGGACUUACUGACUCCACAGACAUUCUCUGCAGCUGACACUUCAGAUCUGGAGUGUGUGGUUACUCACAUUAAGGACCUUUAUCCAAAGGCUCCCUUGAUGGGAGCUGGUGUUUCACUGGGAGGGAUGCUCCUGCUGAAUUAUCUGGCACGGAAGGGCAGUGAGGCUGGCCUGCUGGCAGGUCUCACCAUGUCUGUGAGCUGGGACACUCUGGAGUCCUGCGCUUCCCUGGAGAGACCACUCAACAAGGUGCUGUUCAACUGGCACCUCGCUGCCAACCUGUGCCGAGCCGUCAACAGGCACAGGAAGAUCCUGGAGUCCGUGGUUGAUGUGGACCAUGUACUGCAGUCUCGGACUAUCCGUGAAUUUGAUGAGAGGUACACCACUGUUAUGUUUGGCUACAAGACAUGCCGAGAUUACUACAGGGAUGCCAGUCCCUGUCACAAGCUGGCCCACACUGCCAUCCCCGUGUUGUGCCUUAAUGCAGCAGACGACCCCUUCUCCCCAGAGCACACUAUCCCAGUGGAGCAGGCCCAGCGGUUACCAAACGUCGCCCUCCUGGUCACAGCCCGUGGUGGCCACAUCGGAUUUCUAGAGGGCUUGUUCCCGAGAGGAGAAAGCUACAUGGACCGGCUGUUUGGUCAGUUUGUGCAGGCGGUUUUUGAAAACCCUGGGGACUUGAGGGGUGCGUGUAAAAGGAUCGAGAAUGAUCCCACUGAUUGAUUCUGUCCCCUUAGCAGUCCUAGUACCUGAACAGAUUUCUUUUUUUUUUUUACUUCUUUGACAGAAAGUGCUGUGAUUAUUUCUAUUCGUGUUAAAUGCAUCACUAGCAAAAAAAAAUGUAAUCAACACAAAGAAAGCAUUCUAAGUUUAUACUGACUAAAAAUGCUUUGUAUUUUGUAAACUCGUAGACAGAACGGAGAUUGCAGCAAGUAAUGAGGUCCAUGGCUUCUCUAAUUCAUACUUGUUGAAAGAAUGUGGUGAAUUUGAAAUAAGGUCUAUGAAAAUGCUUGUCAUUCCAUCUGUUCUGAAUAUUUUUCAAAUUAAUUUCUAAUUAUUCUAGUGUACCUUAAAAUAUAACGGGUUGCCUUUAUUCUAAAUUUGAAAGCCGAUGGGCUGACAUCUUUUGAAUUAAAUCAAAAGCAGAAAGAAGAAUGUUCAGUUAAUUGCUAAGUGCACACAUUGCUAAGUGCAAGGCAUUAGUUGUUUUCUCUCCACAUGAAGGGUGUAGUUUGAAGAGUGUUUGUGCUGACAGAAGGGCAAGACAAUAGUCAAGAAUCCCUCGAGGGUGGUUGGAACACCUUUCCUGUUUCAACUAAACAAAUAUUUCAAAUGUACAUUGUUGUAAAAGGUUUAGGUAGAUGCAAUGAAUGUUCAGUCUUUGGCAUUUUUCAGACUUCUUGAAAUUUGCCAUUUUUAAUGGAUUAACACGGUGCUAACCGUUCUCCCCCAAAAUAGGUCAGAAUAAGUAUGCAUUCUUUACCCUAAUAAAAUGAAGACAUUAUUGUGAAUAAAAAAUGUGUAAAUAUCACCAAUACAGUGUAGUAUUCUGGUAACCAGUGCUAGUGACAACUAAUGUUUGGCACAUGCUUUGAAGGAUGUAACUGAGAUUUUUUAUGUUUUAACUGAAUGUACAGUAUUACAGCAUGAACUAUCUUUGAAACUUUUUUAGAAGUUAUGUGAGUAACAUCUGUGAAUAUUUAUUUUUUUAUGAACUACUGUAUAUUAAUCAGAUCAUUCACAAUCAUUUGAUUGGUAUUUCAGGUAAUGGUGCUGCUUUGGAAAUGUGGCCAUGUAGGCUGGCGGCUGGGUUCAUUUUCUUUUUAAUAUCCUAGCUCUUCAGAUUUUGUCUGUUUGAGGAAAAAAAAAUCACAGAACAGCUUUGCUGCUGCUGUUCUAGAAGCAUUGCUGAUCUCUGAUCUCUGUGAUUAAGGUUACUGAGCAAAUUCCAUCAUUUAAAAAAUAAGCAAUUGAAAUACAAAUGCCAAUGCAUUUAAAAUUAUACAUGAAAGGAAAAUAUAUGAACUACGUCUUGAAGAUGCACGACGCUUGUUAUGCUUGAGUUGCAUGUUAUCUAGUGAGAUUAUACUGUCUUUAAGGUGAAAAGAGUAGUAAAUUCAGUUGAAGUGGCAUAUUCUUAGAUGGUAGGGGAGCAAAUUUUUGGGGGUGAACAAAAGAAAAAGGAAUAAGAAUUGGACAACACAAUGAAGGACAAAACUUCAGAACUAUCGAGGGAAAACAAAACAUAAUAUUAAAAACAGUUUCUGAAUUUCCUUUUUUCCUGUUUUAUCCUCCCCUAUUCUCUCAUUGAGUACAGAACAGUGAUUUUUGUUGUCUUCCUGUACGUGUUGAAUAUGAAUUGCUUAACAAUACUUCAGAUUUUAGUUAUGUUAUGAUGCAAUGUAGAAGUACGUUACAUGCAGACAACUCCUUACAGACAGUGCUAGUUCAAAACUAGUUUGGUUUAAAAUGGGUAGCACUCUAACCUACGUAAUGCAUAAUAUAUGGCAUGUAUAUUGUUUAAUAUACAGUACUGUAUGCAUAGACUCCACAGAAUUCUUACCACUUUUACAAAAAUAUGUAUAUGGUAGGGAAAACAAUCUGUGCUGUUUCACUUUGGAUGUAUUUUAAAUUGGCAACUUCAAUCACAAGCCUAGUUAAAAACACACUUCAGCUGGUAGUUGUUUGAAACCGUGCCAUCUUCUGCUUUGUAUUUUUGGAUCUAUAGGAAUGGGAGUGUGUUCAUGUAGAAUUAACUUUCAAGACUAGCAAAUAAACUUUUUUUCCGUGUAAUGAUGAUAAUGAAAGAUGAAUCUGCAGCAAAAUGGCCUGAAAUCCCAGCAUGUGAUGAUAACAUGUUACACAUCCAGCACUAGCAGUCUAGGUGCUAGUGACAGAUCUUUUUAUUAUUUUAACCUUUUAAUGGGAUUAAAUUUAAAUCACAUUAUGAGUCCUAAAUGAAGGCUGGAAAGUUGUGUGCAAACUGGCCCAGUUUACCAAAAAUAUUUUUUGGUAAACUAUGCCAGAAAUUAAGUUAUAUAAUUCAUUAUAUUAAUUUUACAACAUUUUUUUCACAAUAUAAAUGUAGUUGUGUUGCCAGGACUCGGUUUGAGAAGCACUGUUUUUUUGUAUCAGGACUAGAGGUCUGCACGGGCAUGAAAUUGAAGCCCGAACCCGGCCCGUACCCGAGACCUGACCCUGAAAUCGGUCACUUUCUUUUCCUCUCGGAGCCAGUAGAGACACAUGCACGCACGGAGACGGAUUCUCACAGGCGCCGUUUUACUGUGCUUUGCUCGACUGCUAUGCGCUUGGGUUGAUAGAAAAUGCCGUGCACUGAGGCAAAACUGGUAUUUUAUCAAUCUGCAAUACUUUUUAAAGUGGGGAACAGCUGAUAACUGUAAUAGGCCUACUAAAAAAAGCUAGCGCUAUAAGCAAAGUGAAUAUCCAGCACAUUUCAAAAUGAAAAAAACAUUACUGGGUUUUGCUCUGUUAGUAUUACGCACAUACGAGAGAGAGAACGAGCGCGCAAAAUGAGUUACGAAAUUCUUCUAAUAAAAAUAAAUUUACAUAAAAUAAAAACAAAUUUUUACUUAUUGUAAAAAAAAAAACGAACCCGGCCCGAGUCCGACGUUGUACGUGAAAAACCGUCUUGAAACCAGAUACUCGGCUCGGGUCAGGUAUCGGACUUCUAAUCGGGACCGAGGAAUUGUGUAACACAGGUCUCCGCACAGUAGAUGUACUGCCACCCUGUGGAAGUUAAUGAAUUCGUCACAGCUUAGAGCUGUCUGUGUUUUGUAUAUCGACUUUUAUGUUACACAGUAGUUCAGUCCAUACGAGAAAAACGUGCCUUAGCUUUUUGGAUUUCAGUUCGCAUGAAUCUUUUCCUAGGUUUUUUUUUUAAAAAUUGUGUGUUUUAGCUGUUGAUUUUUAAUCACUUUUAAUAAGGGAAAAAAUGUUUUUCAACACAAUUGCACACACGUUGGGCAUACCAUAGGGAACAAAUGAAGUCGGUCUUAAACAUUUUAUUAUGUUUCUGCUGCUUAGUACUAUAGAACUCAUCUUUGUAUGUAAAUGUUACUCAGUGGGCAUUAGUAGUACAACAGAUACUGUAUGUAUCUGAAUAUAAAAUGACGGUGGGCACUGUUCCCAAAAUGUUUCAAAGGAAUUUUGAAGGAGAAUUGCUGUAAUUUAUGCCGUAAUUAAAAAUAUAAUUUCCUGCUCAUGGUUUUCAAACAUGUCAUAGAAAUCAUUUUGCAUUUCAUGAAGUAAAUUCCCUGCAAUUGGAUUGGGUAGAAACCUUGCACUAGCCCACAGAUGUGCAUUUGAGCAAUAUUGUUAUUGCUUUGAUUUAGCCAUAACCUUUAGUCAUGUAGUAUUGCUUACUUUUUUCACAUUAUCAUCACUUUAAUUUCAAUUAUUGAUACAUAAUGUUAAGAUAAACAAGAUUACAAAACUAUUAUUACAAGGAUUUAGUAAAUGAGGGUUGCAUAAUUUUCAAAAACAUAUAUUAGGAAUACUAAGAAUAGUGUUAACCCUUUAAGACAUGUUCAUUGCAAUAUGAUUGGUUAAAAGAAUGGAACAAUGUAUAAACAGCUCAAUAAAACAAGCUCAAUUUAGAUUUUUUCUGUUAACCCACUGAUAUACUUUUGGAAAGAAAUUUUGUGCUAGACCAUGAAAAUGCAAAUGUUGUAAAUGAGAAGAGGGGAUUUAGGCCAUCCAGAAGACUGAAGAAAAAUCAUUGAAGAUUGUUAUUCUGUCUGCCACUGGCAGUUGAAUUACUUCUCUGAAAUUACUCUUUUUUCUGCUGUGCAAUGGAGAAUACAUUAGAAUACUGCAUUUAUCCUAGAUUCAGAUUCAAUUGCAGAACACAUUCUCCUAAGAAAUGACAUUGAGAACAGUGCCCAACAUUUUGUUUUCUUCUGGGGCCCCUGUCUUUAAAGCAAUUGUAGAUAAUACAUGAAGGAUAGUAAUAAAUUGUGAUUAUGGAAGUUAUUCUGAUGUAUUACUUUAAUAAUAAGUAAUUAAAACAGAUUUCAUUUUGCAGCCUUUGUUUUGCAAACAGUAUUCCAUUAAUUUUGUAAAAAGUUCUCUUUUGUUUAACAGCUGAUUGUGAAGGCAAAUUGUACUUCAUUAAAAAUGUUGCUUCGGUGUGCCUCUA